CGAAGUACAUACAUUUAUUCCCUCCUUUGUUUAUCAACAUAUAUAACAACCUUUUACGUUUGUUCACUUUUCUUCUUCCACCUUUAAUAUUCUUUCCAUUUUUAAUUUUGAUUUUUUUUGCUCUCGAUUUAAUAUAAUUUUUUACGAUUUUUUGUUUCAAAUUGUUCACAUUACAUUUAUUUAGCUUCCUUUUUUUAUUUUUUACUCGGUUUUUUACUUUUCCUCAAAAAUGGCAAUUUACGAGACGAAAACGAAAGAAAAUAUUUUUUUUCAAUGAAACACGAAACGAAAAAAAAUUUUUUUAAUUUUCUUUCAAACAACCAACAUGAACAUAACCCAUUUGGAUUGAUGGUUGAUAAGACCGAGUCUUGUCGUACCGAAUUUUGCCCUGACAUGUCUUUACUCAUAUUUUACAUUUUGUUUUUACGUUUUUGUUUUUUAAGUUAAUUUAUGUUUACUUGACAAAUUAUUUUCGAGUCACCGGAUUUUUACUUCCGUUAAUUUAGACUGCAAGAUUUUCCGGUAAUAGUGCAGUUAACGGAAGAUAAAGUCUGACAAUUCUAUGUAAAAAGUGUAAACCUGCUGGAUCAAAGUGUGUUUAUUUCAUGAGUAGGUUUCACCGAACCAAAAAUCUUCGGCUUUUCGAUCGGUUCGAUUUGAAAUCGACAAACCUAUUCAUGAUAUUUUCAAAUUAAACCGAUAAACACGCAAACGCAACUAAUCCCUAAAUACAUCAUAUUAAUUAAUUUUCACUUAAACACUCCUCAUCCAACCACUUUUGUUUUACAAUACGACCCCUGUUAUAUUUUCUACGUGAAACACACGUCUCGUCCAUUUCGACCUCCACACCCUCUC
Messenger RNA from Meloidogyne enterolobii, 855 nucleotides. The record is from the annotation of a GenBank genome assembly. Lineage: Eukaryota; Metazoa; Nematoda; Chromadorea; Rhabditida; Meloidogynidae.